AUGAGUUCUAGAGCAGCACUAGUAAAGUAUCUGGUGCUAGGGAUUGUGGGAGUAGGCAUUGUUUCUUUUAUCUUCUACAGAUAUCCAGUGCGAUGUGGAGGUGAGAAGAGGCCUACAAUAAAAACAUCUAAAAAGACCAGUGGAGCUAUUGAAAAACAGCCAUUAAAAGAGGAGGCAGAUUGUAUUAGGGAUAAUAAAGAGAAUAUAUCUCCCUUUGUGGAGAGCAGACUGGCCGAUGAUUCAGAAAAAGAAAAAGAAUUUAAGUCUAAAGAAAAAGAAUUUAAUGUAGAGUAUGCUAUAGUUUUAGAUGUACUUGUACCGCAAGAACAAGCUACACCACUCAAAGCGACAGACUAUAUACUAAACCAGUUAAAAUUUAAUGAAGACCAAGCAAAGUUCAGCAAACAUAUUUUUGAGGAUACGACUGAAGAGACAAAUGAAACUUUGCAUUGUUCUAAAAUGGAAGAGAAUAGCUCAAACAUGAGAUUUAGAGUUCCAGAUAUUGCAGAACCAGCUAUUGUAGAGCUAGAUAGAAAAGAUCCCGCUAUUUCACAUAGCUUUGAGUCCAAUGAUGAGUCAGACACUAUUUCACUCAGUUUUGAGUCCUGUUCUGAUGAAAAUUUAGAAGGUGCUGGUGCCAUCUCAGAUGAAGCUGAUUCUGAAAGCGAGCCUGAAUACAUUCUAGUUGAUUUUUCAUCAGACUCAGAAGAAGAAGAAAGUAACACUGAAAAUAAAAAUGAAAAUUCAUAUAGUUAUGUGCAGGACAAGAAAGUCUCGAGCAUUGAAGACAAAUCUUCAGCUGUAGGAGCGCAAAGUGAAAAUGAAGUGAUAAAGAGCUAG
Molecule: messenger RNA, 840 nt
Organism: Nematocida minor
Lineage: Eukaryota; Fungi; Microsporidia
Exons: 1
Coding region: 1-840 (279 amino acids)
Source: RefSeq, a predicted model, not a curated record